AAAUUAAUGACCAUGAGUUCGUUUUUGAUAAACUCCAACUACAUCGAGCCCAAAUUCCCGCCCUGCGAGGAGUAUUCGCAGCACAGCAGCGCCAGCAGCAACAGCAGCACCUACCACCACCACCACCACCAGCCGCACCUGCAUCAGCACCCAGCGCACCCGGGCCAGUCUCUCCCCGACUACUACCAGCGGCCCAGCAGAGACCCUGGAUACCAGCCACCACCACCGCCACCGCCACCUCCUCCUCCUCCUCCCGAGGCGCUCUACCCCGCGCAGCCACCCGGCUACUCCGAGGCGCCCUACAGCUACAGCAGCACCAGCGCCACCCCGGGCCAGGAGCAGCCACCCCCGGGUGCCUCUCCUCCACCGCCUCCUCCACCGAAGGGGCACCAUGUCCAGUCCCAGCCCCUGCUCCAAAGCCGCGUCCUGCAGCACCAGCGACACUGCGAAGCAGCCCCCGCCGCAGGGGCUGGGGCCGGGGCCAGCCCAGGAUGCCCCCUCCUGCCUGACAAGAGCCUGCCUGGCCUCAAAGGCAAAGAGCCCGUGGUCUACCCCUGGAUGAAGAAGAUCCAUGUGAGCACUGUCAAUCCCAAUUACACUGGAGGGGAACCCAAGAGGUCUCGAACUGCCUACACCAGACAACAAGUCUUAGAGCUGGAGAAGGAGUUCCAUUUUAACCGUUACCUGACCAGGAGGCGACGCAUUGAGAUAGCACAUACACUUUGUCUCUCGGAGCGCCAGGUCAAGAUUUGGUUUCAGAACAGGAGGAUGAAAUGGAAGAAAGAUCACAAACUGCCUAACACUAAGAUGCGCUCCUCAAAUCCAUCUACUGCUAGUCAGCAAGCCAAAGCACAGACACAGGGCCACCAUCAUCAACUCGAUGGGUCAACACCCAACUCAUCAGCCCUAUAAUGAUUUUUAUAUUUGUUUUUUUCAGUUGCCUAUUUUUGUUGUUGACCAUUUGGACCAAAACAACUGUAUACAGAAUCAGAAGAAAUGUGCCCUGUACAGGGUACAUGUUGAAACCAAAACAUGGACAAAUUGUCUACACUGUACAGACAUAAUGGUUCCAUUCCCAUCAUUCUUUCGUAUUUAUGAAAAUACGCUGUACCUUCCGUGUCACAGAGCGCUGGAUGCUGUAAUGGAUGAAUUCUGUACCCAAGAAGGACUCUUUUGUACAUAACACUUUAAAAAUAAAAUACAGUUAAAAUAAUAAUUCUUGAAACACUUGUGUAAGACAUUGACUUGAGUUGUGUUGUUUCGUGCAAUGUUCGUGGAUUCUCCAGUAUAUGCAGACAGAAGAAACCAAAUUUUAUGUCAUGGAGAUUUUAUGAAAACUGUCCCAUUACAGUCUGACAGGCAAUGUUUAAUGUAACAAGAGUUAUUUAAUUGUUUUUAAGCGUAGCCACUGCGGUAGUUGUGAUAUAAUCGUUUUCCCCAUGUCUCCUAUUGCAUUUAUUUAAAAAUAUUAAAGGCUGUUGCUGUCUUCAUAUCUGGCACGUCUAACUGUUUCGGUCUGUGUACAAUUUGUGAAUUUUGGUGUGAUGUAUAUAUUGCCAAUACUGGUAAUAAAGAAUACUCUGUACAAAAAAAAAAAAUUAAAGGCUUCAAACACAAGUUCAUGUAAUGCUGUUUCCUAAACAUUAUGCUUUGCUGAUAAUUUGCUUUCAAAUUUAGUUAAAGAGAUGCUCAUUUUAGUUGCCUGCCUUCACAAAAAAUAGAGCCUGCUUGAACAAGUAUAUGUAUUAUUUAUUGCCUAGAUGACUUGUGGCCUGUAGCAACCUUGCCAGAGGUUCAGUCUGUCUAUUCAUUUACAUGUAUAUGGCUAUUCCCACCCUAUGCACAGAGAAAUAGAGCUUUCACACUGAGUCAAUGAACUGAAAUGAACUAAUUUACUUUAGUAGAACUAAGACAGCUAACCAUGAUACACUUUAAAAAUAUCUGGCCAGUCAUUAUUUAUUCGUUCACUUGGUAUUUAUUGUGACUUGUCAAUUCACUAUGAAGAAUUAAGGGGAUGUAUGGGUGAUAAAAGUUUCUUUAUUUCAAAGGCAUCUAUUUUGAAAAGUGUUUGGGUGUAAACAGAAAGCCUUAAUAAUUAAAUGAAAUCUGGUACAACCCAGAGGUUUAAUCUGGUAAAUGUGUUCAGAAUGAUUCUGGAAAACAGUAUUCAGGUGUUUCAAACUCAUAGUAACCUUCUA
Molecule: messenger RNA, 2198 nt
Organism: Terrapene triunguis (Three-toed box turtle)
Lineage: Eukaryota; Metazoa; Chordata; Testudines; Emydidae
Gene: HOXA4
Product: homeobox A4
Exons: 2
Coding region: 7-912 (301 amino acids)
Biological process (GO): embryonic skeletal system morphogenesis; anterior/posterior pattern specification; regulation of transcription by RNA polymerase II
Cellular component (GO): nucleus
Molecular function (GO): DNA-binding transcription factor activity, RNA polymerase II-specific; RNA polymerase II cis-regulatory region sequence-specific DNA binding
Source: RefSeq, a predicted model, not a curated record